Molecule: messenger RNA, 1653 nt
Organism: Salvia miltiorrhiza (redroot sage)
Lineage: Eukaryota; Viridiplantae; Streptophyta; Magnoliopsida; Lamiales; Lamiaceae
Exons: 1
Coding region: 1-1653 (550 amino acids)
Source: RefSeq, a predicted model, not a curated record
AUGAAGCGGAGCCUCGAGGCCACGUAUCGCGAGAGGCAUAGGCUGGCUUUGAGGGAGGAGGUGCCGCUGCUGCGGAAGGAGGCUUUGCGAAUCGAUGAGAGGAGAAGCUGUAUGAUGAAGUAUUGGGUUAUGGCAGCGACUUCCAAUCCUGAGUUCGUGAUGGCUCGUUCCGUCGUCUGCACGACGUCGGCUUUGCUCUGCUUGAUCGCUCUCAUCACUCUGCCGAUUGCUUAUGUCUUCGUCUGGAAGAGGCACGAAGGGCCGUCUGUGUAUAAAGCUUCCGUUGAGUGGAUUCUGUAUACGCAGACUGUGGGCGUUGCGGUCGCCACGAUAGCCCCCGUGUCGAGAUGGUUUGUUGUUGUCAGCUUCAAGUACUCAAAUAUGAACAGAUUGAGAGAUGAGAUGAAGAUGGAGAAGUAUUGGGUGCAGACUCUGGUCGAUCUGAGAGAGAGCUUCUCAGGUUUGCAGAUAGGGCAAGUCAAGUGCUUACAUGAUUUAAAAUGGUUUGUUAUUACUUUCUGCAUUGGGAUUCAGAUCUUGAUUGUUCUUCUCAGCAAACUCUUUGUUUUCCUCUCUGCAUUGCUCAUGACUCCAUGCUUUUAUUUCUGCGAGCAACUUUACUCAAUUGAAUCCGACAACGACAAAGGUCUAAAUCUGAGCCGUUACGUGCUUCUGCUCCAAGGGGAGGCAGAGCUGCCGAGAACUGCCGUGAAGAAUAUAUGCAGCGAGGCAGACAGAAUAAUUCAGACUGGUAAAGGGAAGCAGCCAAAGAGCCUUAUAAAUCUUGUAUCCAAAUCUGUGGACUUGAAGGGGCUAGGGCUAUUUGAUAGCAACCAAGUUCCAAGCCUACAUUCUCAAGAGCCUCCAAAUUGUUGGUCGUUGCCAGUUGUGACAUUGACAAGCAUUGCUCUCGCGAUUCCUCACGCUGCGGAGAAGAAGAAGGAAGGGUUGUUGAACAGCGUGAGAGAAGGGCUUUCUCUAGCUAAGCUGGUGGAGAAAACUCUCGUGAAGGAUGAGCGACGUGUCAUCAACAUCAGAGAAGCUACGGAUAUGUGUUGGGUGGGAGUCGUGCUGUAUAUGAAAUGGUUGGAUAUUGAUCUCAAGAGAAUGUCUCUUGACUGCAGGAACUCGAAGGAGAUGCUGCGAGAGCUCUCGGAGAAGGCUGAAAGGAUCGUGGCGGAGUAUUUGGAGAGACCGUUUGUAGAAGAUCCUCUCGACUGGCCGGCUAGAGUUAUUGCUGCGAAUUCAAUGUACAGAAUCAGUCGAAGUGUUGUGCUGUGUGUGGAUGAUGAUGACGACGACGAAGGGGUGUUGGAGAAAUUGUGUGUGAUGAUUGCAGAUAUAAUGGCGGCGUGUUUCACGAAUUUGCCUAAUGUUAUAACCGUGAUGUGUCAAGGUAGCGCGAUAGAGAAAAGGGAGAAGAGUGUUGAAAAAGCGUUUGUGCUUCUAGGCAAAACGGAAGAGAUUGUUGAAGCUGUGCAGCGGCUGGAAUGGCCGCCCAUGGAUCAUGAGAAAGCAGCAGAGAUAGAAGAAUGGCAGGCUUGGUUUCGACAAACUGAAAAAGUUGUGGAGAAUUUGGUUUCGGUUUCGGUUUCGACUACUGAUGAGACACAACAUUUAGUUAUACAAGUAGAUACUCCCUUCAUCCUAUAA